This is a messenger RNA of Lotus japonicus, 2400 nucleotides long. RefSeq names its product protein FAR1-RELATED SEQUENCE 5-like. NCBI's taxonomy places the organism in Eukaryota, Viridiplantae, Streptophyta, Magnoliopsida, Fabales, Fabaceae. The transcript has 8 exons. The coding region runs from base 1 to 2400 and encodes 799 amino acids. Gene Ontology annotation, molecular function: zinc ion binding. The record is from RefSeq and is a predicted model, not a curated record. Gene Ontology annotation, biological process: regulation of DNA-templated transcription.
AUGGCAGACUUAGAAAUUCCCAGUUGGUGUUCAGUUGAUGAAGGUUUUUCAUCAGAUGGUGAAGGCAAAACCGCUGCUGUUGCUGGAAUAGUUUCGUCACCAACACCGAAGUCGUCGGAGUCAAUUGGUGAGGAUGAAAAUGGUGAAGCUGUUGCUAUCGAUACUAUGGACGAUGCUGCUAGUACUUUGUGGGAUUGCAUUGAUGCCAAUGAGAUGAAGAAGUUUCAUUUUUUGAAUCGGCAGGUAGCAUAUGAGUUCUACAACUUUUAUGCUAGAGUGAAGGGGUUCUCAAUAAGGAAAAGCAAGAUUUUCAGAAACAAGAAAGGUGUAAUUGUGCGCCAAGACUUUGUGUGUCAUAAGGAAGGUUUUCGCGAAGAGAAAAACAGAAUGAGGGAAAACCGUAAGAGGGAAACUAAGGUUGAGACAAGGUGUGGGUGUUGUGCAAAAAUGAGAAUUCGUUUGGUGGGUGAUAGUGAUAGUGGUAGGUGGCAUGUUAACUUAUUUGGAGAUUGUCACAAUCAUGCACUGUUAGAGGGAAAGCAAGCAUCCAUGUUACCAGCACAUCGGAAGUUAAAUGAAGGCGAUAUAUUGGGAAUGAAUAGUAUGCGGAAAGCUGGGAUUAGCACCACACAAAUAUACAACUUUAUUGCUGACCAAUCCGGGGGUUUUGACAAAACCAAUUUUCUCAAGGUUGACAUGUGCAAUCAAUUGACCAAACAGAAACAAAAAGAGCAGUGUGAUGCAAAAGCUGUUUUGGUGUAUUUGAAGGGACUUGGUUCAGGUGAUCCAGGCAUGUUUUGGUCACACCAUGCUGAUGAACAAGGCAAUUUGAAACAACUGUUUUGGGCUGAUGGGAUUAGUCGAAUGGAUUUUCAAGUGUUUGGCGAAGUUCUAGCGUUUGAUGCAACUUACCGGAAGAAUAAAUAUGGUUGCCCCAUUGUUGUUCUUGUUGGAGUUAACCACCAUUGCCAGACUAUUGUGUUUGGAACUGCAGUUUUGACAAAUGAGAAAGAGGAAAGCUAUGUGUGGGUACUUGAGCAGUUUUUGGCAGCUAUGAAGGGUAAGGAACCAAGUGCAGUUAUAACUGAUGGUGCUCCUGCAAUGCGGAAUGCUAUUAGUCGAAACGCACAGAGAAAUGUGGGUGACCCUGUUUUUGUGAAAGGUUUUAAAAGCUGUAUGUUGGGCAAUCUAAGUGUUGGGCACUUCAAAAAAAAAUGGGUACAAUUGGUUAGCGAUUUGAACCUUGAAGACAAUCCAUGGGUUCAAGGGUUGUAUGAGAAGAGGCACAUGUGGGCUACAUGUUUGAUGCGGGGUAAGUUCUUUGCCGGUUUUCGAACGACAUCUCGCUGCGAAGGUAUGCAUUCACAAAUUGGUCGCAUUGUGCGAUCUCGAAAUAGCCUUCUUGAGUUUGUUCAGUAUUUUGACCGUUAUGUCAAUUACAUGCGAUGGAGUGAGGUUGAUGCGGACUACAAGUCAGUGGUAGGGGAUGCUGUGCCUAAGACUAAUGUUCGAGCACUUGAAAAAUGUGCUGCAGAUCUAUAUACUAGGACUGUUUUCUUAAAAUUCAGGCCAUGGCUGAACAGUGGUAGUGUAAUUAAAGUUGCUGCCAUUAAGGAGACAUCAUCAUGUAUGAUAUAUUCCAUGUACAGGUAUUGCAAACCUGGUAAGUUGUGGCAUGUCGCACACGAUGUACAAGUGUCCACGUUUAGAUGUUCAUGUCAGCGGAUGGAGACGUUUGGUCUUCCAUGUGAUCAUAUUAUUGGUUUGUUGGUGCAUUUGGACAUUGAUGUGAUACCUGAGAGUUUAAUAUUGCAGAGGUGGUGUAAGUCAGCAAAAGAUUGUAUGAAAGGAAAUUCUGAAGCCUCAUACAAAUUCUGGGAGUCAACAGUUCUUGCUAGGCUGGGCAAAAAGGAAGCUGCCCUUGGAGCUGGUGGUGAGAACCUUGAUGAAGUGGUGGAUAAUGUCACAAAUCCUGUCGUAGUGAGGAGCAACGGACCAGGUGGAACCUCAACUGGGAAUGGAAACAAGGGGAAAAGAAAGUGCACAGUGUGUAAGGUGGAAGGCCAUAACAGGGCAACAUGCCCCCAGAACAAACGAGCCAAAGUUUGUAAUGAAGCUGGAGCUGGUCCUUCUACUGCCUCCUUGGAACUGCAUAUGGCUGAAUGUGUUACAAUUGUGAUGUUCCUAGGGAUUCUAAGGCCUUUUAUAAUUGGCAUUAUGUCUGAUGCUAUCAGAAUGCCCAUUAUAUUAUAUCAGAUAAAGUUGCCUGGUACUGUCAUUAUUAUAAGAAAUCAUGUGGUUUUAUUUUUUAGACUGCAUAUGUUACUGGAAUGUUUGGAUAUUCCCUCACAGUUAUUGCAGUAUAAAUGUAUAGUGAAGCCAAAUGAGAUAUCUGUGUGA